This is a messenger RNA of Scomber japonicus (chub mackerel), 1920 nucleotides long. RefSeq names its product transmembrane protein 45a (gene tmem45a). Bases 218 to 1051 code for a protein of 277 amino acids. The record is from RefSeq and is a predicted model, not a curated record. The transcript is spliced from 6 exons. Lineage: Eukaryota; Metazoa; Chordata; Actinopteri; Scombriformes; Scombridae.
GGUCUGGACUGGAGGCUGCGGGGAGCCAGGGCCGGAGGAGACAGCUGAUGUUUACUUCGUGUCUUGCUGAGAAACAGAGGAGAAAGCUCUCUUCUUCGCUACUGGAAAAAAAUGGUUUAUCUGAUUGGAAAAUGAAGAUGCUCUGAUUUUUUUUGGGUGAAGAUACUUCAAGCAACUUUUCAUAUCCAGAAACAAAUCUGCUUGGGUGUUGUUAAUCAUGGGGAGCUUUAAGGGCCACGCACUCCCUGGAAGCUUCUUCUUGAUAGCGGGGCUCUGGUGGACCGGAAAGUACUCGCUCUGGUACGCCACCCGCAGGAACAAGAAUAUAGGUUCAACUCGGCUGUCCAGCAGAGCCUCCCAGCGCCGUCUGGAGAUCAUUGAAGGCUCUGUCAUACUCUUCUUCUCCUUUGUCGGGAUGCUGUUGGAACAGUUUGUAGCGAAUGGACCGAGGUUCCAGCUGUAUGACUUUGCAGAGAAACACUGGGAAGAUCUGAUGAACUGGCAGCAUGCCACCAUGUACCUGUUCUUUGGCCUGACUGGGGCUGUGUCUCUGAUCAUCCACACCACAGAGGCUGCUCCAAUAGCACUGGAUAGGCUAAUGUUGGCUAUUUCUUUCUUUAAUGAAGGAUUUCUUUUCAUGUACCACCUCCAUGGCAGGACUAUGCUGGACGUCCACGUGCACCAGCUCCUGGUCUAUGCCAUCUUCGGCCAGGCUCUCGUUGCCUUCAUGGAGGUCUUCCACCGAGGCAACAUCAUUCUGGAGCUGCUGCGCUGCACCCUCACCAUCCUGCAGGGAAGCUGGUUCUGGCAGAUUGGUUAUGUGCUGUACCCUCCACACGGCCCUGAGUGGGACCUGAAGGAUCCCAGCAACAUGAUGUUCAUCACCAUGUGUUACUCCUGGCACCUCGCCUUCGCCAUGCUCGUCGUGAGCGUGCUCUACUGCACUGUCAACUACGUGGUUCGCUCCAGAUUGAAGAGGACUCCCCCGAUGGAAAUGGGGCUACUGAAACCCAGAGACAGGGAUCCAGACUCAGAGGAUGACAUUUUAUGAGGACGACUGUUGUUUGCUUACAAUCAAAUCAGGGAUACGAUGUGUUCAGUUUCAGCAGCAGUACAAGCAAGCCACACAGACAGACGGAGGAUAAGGACAGAGUUUCUGGACGCUUUAUCUUUGAAAUAUAUCUCUACCUCUGCCUUAUUUAAUCAGCUGUAAACUCCCUUUAGCCCUACACUCAUUGUUUACCGCUAUUUAUUUCACUGUGGCCUUACACUUUGCAUAUAUUCUGCCAUAUCAUUUGUUUUACUAUAAAUUUGCACAAACAGUGUUAGUGAACAUGAAGUGAUAAGGGUAAGCUUUUUAUGGAUUGCAUGCUUGUCAUUUGCCAUAUGGAACUUUUCUUGUCAGACAUUUUGGGGUUAGGUAGUGCCACCUUGUGGUAAAAACAUCAUCAUCAUCAACUCAAGCACAUCUGGACAUGUGAAAACAUGUCAUCCUGUAUUUUACUUGGCUUUUUUGUGACAUAAUGUCAAGAAGUUGAGUCACAUAUGUGUUUAAAUGUUUCUAUUUUGCCAUUUGACCUUAUUACAGAUUGCUAAUCAACCAAACAGCACCAAGAGUAUUUUUGUUGUAUAUGCAUGACUGUGUCUAUGACUAUCUGAAGGAACUUAGUGGCUGUCCAAGAGUCAGCUAUCAUACUUUUUCCUGUCUGUUUGAAAGGUUGCAUUGAGACUAUCUACAGAAUUGAUGCUUUAAUGAGACACUAUGAAAUACAUAUGGACAUUUUUUGUAUAUUUGUUAUAUUAAUUACUCACUAUAUUGCAGUAUAUAACAUUAAUAGUAACUGAUCACUUAUGUGUCGCAAAGUUAUCCCAGCAGGAGGCAGAAAUAGUAUCAUAAGGCUCAGAAAUUGCCUACUUUUG